CCGGAAAUGUGCGUUUUCUUUGUGGACGACUUGACGGAGGUCUCCCUCAGCAGGCAGGGUUCUCCUUAAACGCAAACAAGAUAACGAAAAUGGGCUCGGCGGUGCGGUUAUCGUUACUCAGCCUCCUGCUGUGCCUACAGCUCGGCAGAGCUCCAGCCCGCAGUCCCCGUACGGCUGACCAGGUGUCUGAGGCCGACAUCCAGCGCCUCCUGCACGGUGUCAUGGAGCAGCUCGGCAUUGCUCGGCCCAGGGUGGAGUAUCCUGCCCACCAGGCUACCAACAUUGUUGGGCCUCAGAGCAUACAGGGUGGUGCCCAUGAGGGACUGCAGCAUCUAGGCCCCUAUGGAAACAUCCCCAACAUUGUGGCAGAGCUCACAGGGGACAAUGUUCCCAAAGAUUUCAGUGAUGACCACAGCUACCCAGACCCACCAAACCCCUGUCCCCUGGGAAAGACGGCAGCAGAUGGAUGUUUGGAAAAUGCUCCUGACACAGCUGAGUUCAGCAGAGAGUUUCAAAAACACCAGCACCUGUUUGACCCAGAACAUGAUUACCCUGCCCUGGCAAAGUGGAACAAGGAACUUUUGUACCAAAAACUGAAGGGUGGACCAAAGAGAAGAAAACGGAGUGUCAACCCAUAUUUAUUGGGCCAGAGGUUGGACAAUGUCGUUGCCAAAAAAUCAGUUCCUCACUUCUCAGAGGAAGAGGAGGAAGACGGACCUUCUGUCCCCGCUGCCAGCAAAUCCACAACCUAAACUCCUGCAAUACCCACUGCAAUAUUACAAUAUACUGUCAGAUAAAAGGUUUUAAUAAUUUAAGCAUUUUGGUUAACAGUCAGUGGGUCUUUGUGUGUGUUUUGUAAAUGCUUUGUUUGAUUGUAUUGCAAAAACAUGGGAUCUGUCAAGUUGUCUUUUGGUUUUAAAAAAAAUGUUAUUUCUUGAUCUCAGAGCUUUACAAACAGCAAUUACAAUGGACCUUGUUCUUUUCUUUUUUUUUUUUUUAAAGAUUGAAAAGCUAUUUUUGGUCGGUAGUUUGAAAUCUUGCCUUGGCAAUAAAAUAGGUUUUCCCUGAAACAACUCUGUCUCUUAGCAGAAAUGCUCACAAGUGAGAUAUAGGAAUGAAAAAAGAUCAGCCUGCCAUGAUAUCUGUCAUACUGUAUUUAUUAAAACACUGAAGAUCUGGGCUCUUUAUAGGGGGAAAAGGAGAUCUCAGUUCAUUUAUACCAACUGUUUGCUUCUUUUCUUAUUUUUAAGAGACGUAACACACUACCACAUUGCCAGAGAAUUAACCCUAAAUCAACCCCAAAAUAAUAGAAUAUAUGCUGGUAAAUACUGAUCUGACAGUGUACAGUAUAUCUAUCCCUCUAUCAUAACAAUACUUUGUAUAAAUAUAUUGAUCUGAACGAAUGUUAUAUCAAAGUUUUUCUUGGAUGUACAGAGAUUGGUUUAUUAAUACAAAUUCAUUUUGUAUGUGACGAAUUACUUUGGUGUCUUGUGUAAGAAGUGUAUUUCUAUUUCCAAUCAAAUACUUGCCAGUAAUUCUGGUAAAAGUCUUACUUUGCCAUUCAAAGGAUGAUGGUGCAAUACUUCACUAUAGCAUGUUCAGUAUUUAUUCACUGGGUUGCUUCAUCUUGUCUAAAUGGUUGUGUUCUGUUAAAUCAAAUAAACGGUUUAUCUGCA
This is a messenger RNA of Pundamilia nyererei, 1676 nucleotides long. It is a transcript of the gene scg5, whose product is annotated as secretogranin V. The record is from RefSeq and is a predicted model, not a curated record. Gene Ontology annotation, cellular component: secretory granule. Gene Ontology annotation, molecular function: enzyme regulator activity. The coding region runs from base 90 to 752 and encodes 220 amino acids. Gene Ontology annotation, biological process: regulation of hormone secretion; neuropeptide signaling pathway. Lineage: Eukaryota; Metazoa; Chordata; Actinopteri; Cichliformes; Cichlidae. The transcript has 6 exons.